AGGUUAUGAAAAAGAGCUUAUUUUAGUGGGAGAUUUGAGGUUUUAGGGUCUUGUCCUCUAUGGAAUUCUAAGGGGUUUUGUUGCUUUCUACUUUGAAGUCAAAUUUAGUAGUAGAUGCUAGUUGCAAACGCUACUUGUUUUGGGCAGCGCUGCAACUCUGCAAGUGAUUGAUUCCCUAAUAGAUCUAGAACUCUUCUUUCAUUAGUUCAAUUAUACCUCAAUAGGGUGCUCUGUUUUGAUGACGGAGAGGAAGAUGCAGCCUUUGUCCUUUGUGACCAAGAGAUUCCUCUUCUUUGUCGUCUCUCUGUCCAUCUUCCUCUUGGUUUUCUCUUGCUCCACUCUUCUAAGGUCGAGCAGUGGGUACCUCAUACCUGAAUCAGUUCUUAUGCUAGUGCUUGCCAAUAAGACAUCAGAGCUCAGCACCCAAUUCAGGGAUCAUAGCUAUCAUCAUCUUGAGUUAUUGCCUCCUCCUCCUCCUCCUCCUAUGAAAUAUCGAAUCAGUGUUCGACGAAAUUCCAAUUCUAAGAAGGAUGCGAGGGUCUCAGGUGAAGGAAAAAGGAAACGAUGUGACUCGAAUCAGGCUUUGCUCAAGGUUUAUAUGUACGACUUACCUCCUGAGUUUCAUUUUGGACUGUUGGGUUGGAAGGGGAGAAAAGAUCAGAUAUGGCCGGAAGUUCGUAAUCGCAUCCCGACCUACCCGGGUGGCUUAAAUUUGCAGCACAGUGUAGAAUACUGGCUUACAUUGGAUCUUCUCUCUUCAAAUUCUCCGGGUGUCGUCAGGCCUUGCUCGGCAAUUAGAGUGAUGGAUUCGAGCCAUGCAGAUGCGAUCUUUGUGCCAUUCUUCUCAUCAUUGAGCUACAACAGGCAUUCUAAGCUCCAUGGGAAGGGAAAGGUUGGUCAGAAUAAGCUUUUGCAGAAGAAAUUGGUGGACUACUUGAUGAGCCGUGAGGAGUGGAGGAGAGCGGGUGGAAAGGAUCAUGUGAUUGUAGCCCAUCAUCCGAACAGCAUGUUGGAGGCUCGGAGGAAGCUUGGGUCGGCUAUGUUUCUGCUCGCAGAUUUUGGGAGAUACCCGGUUGAGAUUGCGAAUCUCAAGAAGGAUGUCAUUGCUCCUUACAUGCAUGUAGUGCCUUCAGUUGGCAAUGAUUCAGCCCCAUUUGAAGACCGCCCUAUAUUGGCCUAUUUCCAGGGAGCAAUCCUCAGGAAGGAUGGUGGCAUGAUCCGCCAGAAACUCUACAAACUUUUAAAGGAUGAGAAAGAUGUCCACUUUGCCUACGGAAGUGUUCGGGAGAAUGGAAUCAGACAUGCAGGUCGGGGAAUGGCUUCAUCAAGAUUCUGUCUUAAUAUAGCAGGAGACACCCCUUCGUCGAAUCGCCUCUUUGAUGCAAUUGUGAGUCAGUGUGUCCCCGUGGUUAUAAGCGAUGACAUCGAGCUGCCUUUUGAGGAUGUCCUAGACUAUUCGGAGUUCUGCAUCUUUGUACGGGCUUCAGAUGCUGUCCAGAAAGGUUUUCUGUUGAAUCUACUUAGGGGAAUCAAACGAGAUGAAUGGACUAAAAUGUGGGAAAGAUUAAAGCAAAUUGCACAUCAUUUUGAGUAUCAGUAUCCAUCCAAGCAGGGAGAUGCUGUUCAGAUGAUCUGGGAGGCACUUGCUCGCAAGAUCUCAUAUGUUCAUUUGGAACUUCACAAGGAGAACAGACUCCAUCGAGCAGAGCUCAUGAACUAAGGAAAAUUGGAUGAAAUUCAGAAGUCCUAUACCGCAGCCUUAGGAUUAGUCUUUAGAAGGAAAAUAUACUGAUUGGAACCCUUUUGCUGCAGAACUUUCUCUUAGUUAGUCGAUAAAGACCUGUAAGAAUUUGUGGAUA
Molecule: messenger RNA, 1859 nt
Organism: Phoenix dactylifera (date palm)
Lineage: Eukaryota; Viridiplantae; Streptophyta; Magnoliopsida; Arecales; Arecaceae
Product: putative arabinosyltransferase ARAD1
Molecular function (GO): glycosyltransferase activity
Source: RefSeq, a predicted model, not a curated record